Messenger RNA from Sarcophilus harrisii (Tasmanian devil), 2171 nucleotides. RefSeq names its product pregnancy up-regulated nonubiquitous CaM kinase (gene PNCK). The coding region runs from base 338 to 1360 and encodes 340 amino acids. Gene Ontology annotation, biological process: peptidyl-serine phosphorylation. Gene Ontology annotation, molecular function: calmodulin binding; ATP binding; calcium/calmodulin-dependent protein kinase activity. Gene Ontology annotation, cellular component: intracellular anatomical structure. The transcript has 13 exons. The record is from RefSeq and is a predicted model, not a curated record. NCBI's taxonomy places the organism in Eukaryota, Metazoa, Chordata, Mammalia, Dasyuromorphia, Dasyuridae.
GGAGGGAGUGAAUGAGGAGGGAGGAGAAGGUCUGGGCUGAGAGAGGACAGCGAGGCUGGGGGGAAAGUUGCUGGAGAAAGACACACCUGGAUGCUCUAGAGACCCAGGCAAGCAGGGGCCCUCUCCCUCCCAGUCACACAGCAGCUCAGGAGUCUCCCCGCAGAGCUGCAGGUGGUCAGGCAGACACACUCACGCGGCGCACACACGCAGGGCUGCCACUCCUCCCUCCGCCCCCUCCCCUACUUUCCCAGCCUCUCUCCCCCUUGCUUGAGCCGGGUAAGGGAGCCCUGAGCCAGCGUUGCCACUGAGGCCGGACCGGCCCCUCCAUUCCCCAGACAUGCUGCUGGGUUCAGGCUGGAAGAAGAGGACAGAUGAUAUUGGCAAAAUCUACGACAUCAGAGAGAAACUCGGCGCGGGAGCAUUCUCUGAGGUGUUUCUGGCCCAGAACCUAUGUUCCAAGAGACUGGUGGCUCUCAAGUGCAUCCCCAAGAAGGCUCUGAGGGGGAAGGAGGUGGCUGUAGAGAAUGAGAUCGCUGUUCUCAAGAAGGUCAGUCACCCCAACAUUGUGGCCCUGGAAGAUGUCCAUGAGAGCAGCUCCCAUCUCUACCUGGCCAUGGAACUGGUGACAGGGGGGGAACUUUUUGAACGGAUCAUGGAACGGGGCUCAUACACAGAGAAGGACGCCAGCCACCUGGUGGGGCAGGUCUUGGGAGCCGUCUCUUACUUACACAGCCUGGACAUCGUGCACCGGGACUUAAAGCCCGAGAAUCUCCUGUACGCCACCCCCUUUGAGGAUUCUAAGAUCAUGAUUUCUGACUUUGGCCUGUCUAAGAUCCAGGAAAGCAACGUCUUGGGCACUGCCUGUGGAACCCCGGGCUAUGUCGCCCCCGAACUCCUGGAACAGAAGCCCUAUGGGAAGGCUGUAGAUGUCUGGGCCCUGGGGGUCAUCUCCUAUAUCCUUCUGUGUGGCUACCCCCCCUUCUAUGAUGAGAAUGACUCGGAGCUCUUCAAUCAGAUCCUGAAAGCCAACUAUGAGUUUGACUCCCCGUACUGGGACGACAUCUCUGAAUCGGCCAAAGAUUUCAUUCGGCACCUCUUGGAGAGAGACCCCGAGAGACGGUUCACCUGUGAGCAAGCCUUGCAGCACCUUUGGAUCUCCGGAGACACAGCCCUGGACAAGAACAUUCUCAGUUCUGUCAGUGAGCAGAUCCAGAAGAAUUUUGCCCGAACCCACUGGAAGAGGGCAAUCAACGCCACAUCCUUUCUGCGGCACAUCACCAAGAUGGGACAGAGCACCGAGGCGGACGGGGAUGAGGGCCCCGCUGAACCUGUCCCUCAGGGAAGGCAGCAGAAAAAGUGAUAAGGCCUCCUGUCAAGUGGCGGCUCACUCAUCAAGAAAUCAUUUCACCUGGAGCUGGAAGUGCUGGAAGAGGAGUCCCCCUUUGGAUCUUAUGGACGUCACUCACAAUUUCUUCCCCGCCCGUGCCCCGACUGCCCUGGUUGUCCUUUCCUCUCCCACCCCCAAGCCCCACCCCCGUGCCCGUGCCUGACACCCCUGCCCCCCAUCUUGUGGUCUCGGCGGGGGCUGGGUUGUUUGGAUGCGUCUGAGGAGACCCCGGUGUGUGGAGAAGCCUCUGGCUAGAAGGGAGACUGAUGCUGCAGGGAGGGUGGCUGAGGAGCGCAGGAGGCCGGGAACGUGCAACCCAGGAAGCUGGAAGGAGGGACCGGGGCCUGAGCACUGCUCCCAUCCUGCUUCCCAUGGCCGAGGCUGCCUCUCUGCUUUUCUGAGUCCCGCUGAAAGGGAGCAGUAAAGGCUUGGGGACCCACCCCCUUCACAGGGGAGGCAGCGAAGAAGAAAGUGGACAUGGGGGAGAUCAGUGACCGAGGUUUGGGAACUAAAAAUCCGGGAGGGCCUUUGGGCUCUCGGGCGAGCUGUUUUCACACCCAGAACCUGCAUUUCUCCAGCAGUUAACACGGAGGGCGAAGGACUCAGUUGGUCUCUCAGUCCCCCUUAGCUCCAAGUGUGUUGCCUCCAUGAAUGGGGAUUCCUUUCCCUCUUCCUUCAGGCCCAGGGCAUGCCCGUCCGUUUGUCUGUCUGUGCUCCUUCCUGUCUCUAGCAGCCCUAGCCCCAGCAUUGCCAUUUCAUCGAGCAAAUAAAAUUACUUAAAAAA